Drosophila simulans is the source of this 1522-nucleotide messenger RNA. RefSeq names its product probable cytochrome P450 316a1 (gene Cyp316a1). Lineage: Eukaryota; Metazoa; Arthropoda; Insecta; Diptera; Drosophilidae. Gene Ontology annotation, molecular function: oxidoreductase activity, acting on paired donors, with incorporation or reduction of molecular oxygen; iron ion binding; heme binding. The transcript has 4 exons. The record is from RefSeq and is a predicted model, not a curated record.
ACGUUGUUUAGGCUCAGUUGGCACCAUGAUCUUGACCACUACAUUCGUCUGUUUCUGCCUGGCUUCGGCCUUCAACUAUUUCAGGACCCGCCGGCAGAGAUCGCUGAUCAAAAAUCUGAAAGGACCCUUUACCUGGCCGCUGAUGGGAGCAAUGCACAAGUUGCUAUUUCUGACGCCGAAAAAUUUCUUCCAGCGCAGCACCGAAUACCUCACCAAAUAUGGUACCUUGAGUCGUUGUUGGGUCUUCCAUCGCCUUUUCAUUCCUCUGGCAGAUCUAGAGCUCAGCAGACAGCUUCUGGAAAAUGACACUCAUUUGGAGACGGGAUAUGAGCUGAUGAAAGAUUGGCUGGUUGGAGGUGUUCUCAUGUGUCAGUCAGAACAAUGGCAAAAGCGACAUGGUCUUAUUAGUGGUCUCUUCGACAAGGGAAACGUGGAACGGUUGAUAGAUUUAAGUCACCACCAGGCGGAGCAGCUGCUCCAAAAAUUAGCGGAACAGGCGGAUCAAAAGGUGUUUGAUAUCUGGAAUAUUGUGAGUCCUAUUGUUUUGGAUCUAAUGGUAAUGACCACCUGAGGGGCCAAACCAAGUGAGGAGUAUUCCAAGAAUCUUAAGGAUUUAUCAGAGCUCUAUAGAAAACGUUUUCUGAGCCUACAGUCUGCAAACAGAUUUAAUUAUUGGUUGAGUUCUCCUUUUAUGAGAAAACGUCAGAAUCGAUUAAUAAAAAGACUGAAUGAAGAACACAUGAAUCUCAUGGCCAGCCACCAAAGUCAAAAGCAAUUGAAAGUUGGGGAUGGUUUGGACAUGUAUCAGUUCAGGCCAAUGACUUUAAAGAACCAUGAAUCCUUAUUGGAAAUUCUACUGGAAAGUAAAGAUCCCCAACUUACAGGAGAAGAAAUCUGUGGAGAGAUUAAUACCUGUAAUUAUCUCGGGUACCUGCUCUGCAGUUCAGCUCUCUGUUUCUGCCUCGUAACAAUUGCUAGAAAUCCAUCGGUUCAACAAAAGUGUUUGGAGGAGUUAAAUUUGGCUCAGAUCAAGAAUCAAGGAUGGGACCUGGGAAAGCUACCUUAUCUGGAAGCUGUUCUGCAAGAAACUAUGCGACUUUACCCACCACAAGUGAUUGUUGGGAGGCAACUCAAGAAGGAUUUUCCAUACACACAUAGCAUCGUGGGAGAUGCAGAACUUCCCUUCGGUUCAGAGAUCUAUAUUAAUCUAUAUGAACUGCAGCGCAAUGAGGAACGAUAUCCAAAAGCAAACCAUUUUGAUGCGCAGCGAUUUUUGGACUCUCCUCCGGAACUUCUGAGCUAUUGUCUUGGUCCUCGUUGUUGUCCGGCGAAAAAGUUUAGCAUGCAGCUACUUAAAACAUUGUUGGCUCCUAUUUUGGCCAACUUUGAACUUUUACCCUAUGGCGAUGAGGUGCGCUUGGAUUUGCAACUUGUUUUGGGAUCAUCCAAUGGAUUUCAGUUGGCAUUAAAGCCACGUUAGAUUUUUAGAAAUGUACAAAAAUUCAUGGAUAUAAAGCCUAUU